Fusarium oxysporum Fo47 is the source of this 820-nucleotide messenger RNA. RefSeq lists its product as uncharacterized. NCBI's taxonomy places the organism in Eukaryota, Fungi, Ascomycota, Sordariomycetes, Hypocreales, Nectriaceae. Gene Ontology annotation, molecular function: protein binding. The coding region runs from base 12 to 710 and encodes 232 amino acids. The record is from RefSeq and is a predicted model, not a curated record. The transcript has a single exon.
CUGCAAAGCUGAUGGUGAAUUCAAAUCAUUUAGAUGCCAUCUUGCACCAAGUAUUUGCAGGCUUCGUCAUGUCUAAACCAAAGAAUUGGCCAGAUGGCUUCCCGUAUCUCAAGGCACCUCUUCAUGACAAGAGUCUAACUCCAACGCACAUACAAGCUCUCAAAAACAAACCCUCUGCUCCAGGCGGCAUUCCAAUCAUCCCAUCGCCGGCGACAACAACACCGUGCAAUCUGGUCAAAAUCCAGCCCAUUUCUGAGCCGUCACACCCAGCAAACGGUCAAAGUGGUCUCUUCGCAGCUCAGAAUCUUGCGCCUGGUAGCUUCAUUCUCGCGUAUCUCGGCCGAGUGCACUCAGGCUCGGCAUCCUCAACAGAGAGCGACUACGAUUUAUGGCUGGACCGAGAGCUUGACGCAGCUGUUGAUGCAGCGAAUGAAGGAAACGAGGGACGCUUCGUGAACGACUUUAGAGGCGUGGGGGAGAGAGCGAAUGCGGAGUUUAGGACUGUUUGGUGCGAGCGAUGGGGAGAGCUUUGUGUGGGAGUUUGGGUGCUUGGAGGUGGGAAGAAGAAGAAGGGAGUAGGGAUUAAGAAGGGAGAGGAGAUUCUUGUUAGCUACGGUAAAGGAUUUUGGGGAGAGAGGAAAGCCGAGGAAUAUGAGUAUGGUUAUGAGGGAGACGAUGGGGAGGGAGUUGGUAGUGAAGUCGCAUCAUGAUGUGCACUUGGAGAUGGAGAUAGUUUCAGUUAUUGUGUUUUGACGUCUUAUCACCAACAUCUUACUCAAUUUCCAUAAAUGCAACAAUAAAAAUAUUCAUUGGAUCCUUA